This is a messenger RNA of Psylliodes chrysocephalus, 621 nucleotides long. The record is from the annotation of a GenBank genome assembly. Lineage: Eukaryota; Metazoa; Arthropoda; Insecta; Coleoptera; Chrysomelidae.
AUGUGCAUUGGAUGUUUUCCACUUGGAAAGGUCAGCAUAGGAGUAACAAUGGAAGGAUUAGAGAUAAUAAUUCUGUUAUCAAUUAUAGCUAUAAAAAUGUACAUUUGUCAACGAAAAGGAUUUAUUGAAAUAAUUGAUUAUAUUUUGAACUAUGAGAAAAACAUCAACGAACUUGAUACAGAAAUUUGUGAUUUAUACAAAAGUUAUGCUUUGUAUACAAAAAAAAUGUGUAUAUCUCUACUCUCGAUUUCAUCUAUGUGUGGUAUUAAUAUGACUAUCAGUACGCUUAUUCUCUACGCCCAACAGAUGCACAGCAAAGAUGAACUUGUCCGCGAAAAGGAUAAACCAUUACCGUACGCAAUGUGGCGACCAGUAAAUGAAAAAGACCAUUAUUUCAUUUGUUUUUGUCUAGACAUUAUAUCAAUAACUUUUGGGUGUAGCUUUAAUACAGUUACUCAGUUAAUAUUCUUUUCGAUUUUAACUUUUGUAGCUGGUCAAUUGGAGAUAUUACAAGCACAAUUUAGACGUUACGGAUCUUUAUGCGCGCAACGAGACACUUUCGAAAAAAAAUUCGAAAUAUUAAAGAAAUUAAUAGUGGAACAUCAGCAAAUCAUCGCGUAA